AUGAAAAUUUUUUUGGCCAUUGUUUUUAUUUCCUUCUUUAUCGAAGCAUUCGUCGAUAAUGCAACGUCCUCGCCAACAUUAUCGGAUCUCAAGUCUGUCAGUAAUCAAACCGUGCCUGGAUUAUCGAAUCGCGAUAAUGCUAUCCAACAUACCGACCUAGAACCCAAUGGAUUCGAAGUUGCGGAUUUACCAGGAGACUAUGAAUAUGAAAGCUUACCAGAAUAUGAAGUCGCAGAUCAUUUACCGGGAGAAUAUGAAACUUUUUCUGAAGUUGAACCAGAACAAUAUCGUCGUGGUUACGAUGAUGGCCGCUAUCGCCGUCGUGGUUACGAUGAUGGCCGCUAUCGCCGUCGUCGUUACAGUAGAGGAUACGAUAGAGGAUAUCGUAGAGGAUAUCGUCGAAGAGGUUAUGAUCGAAUUUUGAAUCGAAAGUAG
Ambispora leptoticha is the source of this 435-nucleotide messenger RNA. NCBI's taxonomy places the organism in Eukaryota, Fungi, Glomeromycota, Glomeromycetes, Archaeosporales, Ambisporaceae. The record is from the annotation of a GenBank genome assembly.